Erpetoichthys calabaricus (reedfish) is the source of this 3995-nucleotide messenger RNA. It is a transcript of the gene mgat4b, whose product is annotated as alpha-1,3-mannosyl-glycoprotein 4-beta-N-acetylglucosaminyltransferase B. Gene Ontology annotation, cellular component: endoplasmic reticulum-Golgi intermediate compartment; endoplasmic reticulum; Golgi stack. The transcript has 15 exons. Gene Ontology annotation, biological process: protein N-linked glycosylation. Gene Ontology annotation, molecular function: acetylglucosaminyltransferase activity. The record is from RefSeq and is a predicted model, not a curated record. The coding region runs from base 176 to 1813 and encodes 545 amino acids. NCBI's taxonomy places the organism in Eukaryota, Metazoa, Chordata, Cladistia, Polypteriformes, Polypteridae.
GGCUCCGGCGUUGAGAGCCAACCGCAGCCGUCUGUGUGUUUUUCGUCUCCUCCCAGCUCCGCCCCGCUCUGCUGCCGAAUGUAAACCACAUACGCAAGAUCCUAACAGCCUGUCCGCUGUGUGCAGAAACUCCACAAACCGCUUUCGGCGCGGACAUGGUCCCGGUGAUCUGGAGAUGAGGCUCCGAAAUGGCACCUUCUUGACUGUCUUCUUGUGCCUCUGCGCUUUCGUGUCGCUCUCCUGGUACACCACGUUCAGCAACCCCAAAGGCGAUGUGGUGGACGUUUACCAGCGGGAGUUCCUUGCCUUGAGAGAGCGACUUCAUUUAGCAGAGCAGGAAAACCUGAAGCGCUCUAAGGAGCUUAAUCUCGUGCUGGAUGAAAUUAAGAGGGCUAUUGCAGAAAAGCAGGUGUUGCGUGACAUUAACCGCACCUGGAGCAACCUCUCAGAUGAAACAAAACUUAAGUUGUGGAAUGUCACCAACAAAAAUGUUCUGCAGUUGCCCAGCAUCUUUCAGCACCUGCCACACCUGCUGGCUAAGGAGAAUAGCCUGCAACCAGCUGUUCAUGUGGGCCAAGGCAGGACUGGUGUGUCCAUUGUGAUGGGGAUCCCCAGCGUUAAGAGGGAGGUGCACUCCUACUUAACAGACACUCUUAAUUCUUUGAUGGGGGAGUUGUCUGCCACUGAGAGGGAAGACUGUGUUAUUGUGGUGCUGAUUGCAGAGACUGAUCAACAAUAUGCAAAUGGUGUUGCUGAUAAUCUGAAGCAACUAUUUCCCAAUGAGAUUCAGUCGGGGCUCCUGGAGAUCAUCUCACCUUCCAUCCACUUCUACCCAGAUUUCUCUCGUUUAAAAGAGUCAUUUGGUGACCCCAAGGAGAGAGUCCGGUGGAGAACAAAGCAAAACCUGGACUAUUGCUUUCUGAUGAUGUAUGCCCAGUCCAAGGGAACUUACUAUGUGCAGCUUGAAGAUGACAUUGUGGCUCGACCAAACUACUUUACGACAAUGAAGAACUUUGCGUUGCAGCAGCCUUCUGAAGACUGGAUGAUUUUGGAGUUUUCACAGCUUGGCUUUAUAGGCAAGAUGUUCAAAUCUCUGGACCUCUCUUUGAUCGUGGAGUUCAUGCUUAUGUUUUACAAGGACAAGCCCAUUGAUUGGCUCCUUGACCACAUCCUCUGGGUGAAAGUGUGCAACCCAGAGAAAGAUGCAAAACAUUGUGACAGACAGAAGGCAAACUUGAGGAUUCGCUUCAAGCCUUCACUCUUCCAACAUGUAGGGACUCACUCAUCUCUUGCUGGCAAGAUUCAGAAGCUCAAGGAUAAAGACUUUGGAAAGCAGACGUUGCACAAGGGCCAUGCAAACCCACCAGCAGAGGUAACCACCAGCCUCAAGACGUACCAACACUUUACUCUGGAGAAAGCAUACCUUGGCGAGGACUUCUUUUGGGCCUUCACUCCAGUGGCAGGAGACUUCAUUCGAAUCCGCUUGUUCCAGCCUGUCCGCAUUGAGAGGUACUUCUUUCGCAGUGGAAACAUUGAGCAUCCCGGUGACAAGCUGUUUAAUACCACUAUCGAAGUCUUGCCAUUUGAUAACAUUCAGUCAGAGAAGGAAGCGUUAAAGGAGGGCAAUGAGAAAACACCUAAGUACCAGCGCACAGAAGAUGGCUUCAUUCGAAUUGGCUCCUUUUCCAAUGGAAUUGCAGAGGGAGAAGUGGACCCAUCUUUUGGACCACUGGAGGCUAUACGCCUGUCAAUCCUGACAGAUUCACCGGUCUGGGUGAUUCUUAGUGAGAUAUUUAUAAAGAAGGCUGAGUGAGGUUGUCCAGGAAAAACUAUCUGCACGGUGCUCUAAACGAAGAGGAGGCAUUCCAGGAGGCCUUUGCAGGUACUCAACUGAGAGUGCUCAAGCAGCUUCAUCUUUUACUGCCACUUGUGGCUGGAUGCUGGAACAGCAGCAAUGUCGUGCACAGCUGCAAAACCCCCGAAGAGGAGCUUUUUAUAACCCGUGAAAAAGUUGGAUGCAAUUUCUCCAGCUUAUGAACUUUACUUAUGUGUAUAAGAAGAUAUAAAUUCUUUGAUUGUGCACAAGUAAUGCACAUGUGUCUGUUCUCAUUACAAUGGCAGAUACAGCGACAUCUUUACAGGAGCAGACGUAGUACUGCUUCACACAAGCAUAGAAAUAGCACAUCAUGUGGGAGGGUGAUUAUUGCCCUGAAGGUUAUUCUAAAUCAUCUGUUGUGCUAAACAAAAUUUCUCUUCUCGCCCUUUGCCAAAUUGUUUGCUUUUCUCCAAAUGAAAACUAUGCUGCCCUAAAGUGAUUUUAUUUAUAGGUUGGUGAAGAAGCACCUGAGAUGUUUUAACAGCGGACUUAAUUAUGAAUGUGUUGUGGGGUUGGAGUGCUGCUGCUAUUAUGAUGAUGAUAAAGGCACCGUGCAGGUGCCAGGGAGUGAGCACGUUGCUUAUCAUUCGUUGUGAAUAACUGUUCAUUACGACAAGAACACAUUGGGAUAACCUGUACAAAGAAAGAAGAACUUGCCUACACCCCCCAGGUCAUGCUCAUAAGUCCUAGGUACCAGGAAAUGGAGACCACAAAUGGAACUAGAAGACUAAAAGAAUCAAAUCAAUUAAAUUAACAGCUGAAAGAUGAGUUGAGAUUACCUCUCUAGUAAUGGACAACCCCAACGCUGACCAUCUCCUCGAGCAGCAACAUGUAAAAAAGAAACAUUGAAAUGUAUCAACAUACUGUGGCAGAGAUUCUGGGGUGUACUGCUAAGGGAUCUGCUGUGGCACAAGAUGAAUGUGAAAAGCAAAAGUUGUCAGACAAAAUUACUGUUCAUUAGGUCGGGCGGGUUGGGGGGUGAUGGCAUGCGGUCAGAUUCCUGCAACAGGCAUGAUUGUUUUAGAACAUCAGCACCACGUGUAAUGAAUUCUCAAUCAAAAUCACAUGAAAAGGAGGUUAGUGAGUACGUUCUUUCAUUCCAUUUAAGUCCAAGCUGCAAGUGAGAACGUGUAACAGAAUGUUGUUGUCUGGAAGUGUUGUGUUUAAGAUGGAAAUGAGCAGAGACUACAGCAGCCAUCUUUAUUUGAUAUAGCGCCUAGCCUGGCACCUCAGACAAUGUUAGUAGUGUUGUACUUUCUUCUUUCCCUCAACUGUCCUGUUGUUCUCGGUUUUAAGUUUUUGUUUUUUUUUUGGUCAAUUUCUCCGUCCUGUAAAAAAAAAAAAAAAAAAAAAUGUACUGUGGUCCUGUAGACCAGCCUUUUGAUUACCCUUCCACUCUUAUUAUUUUUUUAAAGGAUGAAAAUGGGUAGCAAAAUAUAAGGUCCGAAUUCUGUUCGACAAAGGCAAAGAGAAAUGCAGGGCCAAAAGGAGAGAAAAUGUGGUGCUGUCCUUUACUGUUGGUGUACAGAGGUACAAGUGUAAAAAGUAAGAUGGUGGCUGGUCAAGAAAGCCAGAGGUCCUAACUAAAAGGUCGGUAAAAGUUGUCUCAAUCAAGGAGGAAUUGUGGUGCGGAGUAAAUUGCAAUUGUCCGUUUCAUUAUAUGCAACCCUGUCUGCCAUUUGGGUUUUAAGGAGACUUGACGAUGAGCUUUCAGACCAUCGGAGACAGCUUGCCAACAAUUGGGGUGGAAACCAAUGGUGCAGAUCUGGCACCCCGUGCCUUGGGUGGUAGAACUUAAGGAAGACAAAGAGUUGAAAAUAGAGCACUUGAUACAUCAAAAAUGUCACCGUUGUCAUCUGUGCUUAUGUUUAUGCCAUAUUUGUUAUUGUCUUGUUUUGUUAUUGAGGUGGAUGGGAUUGUUACACUAAUUUCCUCAAUACCCACAGAUUAGGAGGGCCCUCUGUUAGGUGGCUGCACAGUUCUUGCUCAAGUCCAUAACUCACAUUCAUGAGGCCUUAACUUCACAAGCAAAUGUCAAGAUGACCCUCGGGCAUUCAAGGUCCUGCUGAUGCUAUUUAUGGAACAUUUGUUUGACCUUGGUAGGGGCGAUUUGGGGGGG